AGGAAAAACCGUCCUCUCGGGUCCCCGCCUCUACUAACGCUUUACUCCCUACUCCCCCUGCGCCCACUCCACAGGCGGCUACGGAGGCCCCUAGAGCACACAUAGCCCCCAGGCCCCGGCGCAGCCUGACAGGUUUUGUCCUUUCCUACCCCCUCCAGCCCUAAGCACCAACGUUCAGUCUCUGCCAGGAACCCGGACUCCAGAGUUUGUUCGGGCUUCAGCGCCUUCAACAUUCUUCACGGAAGUAAAAGUGGUUUGGUGGUGUUCCCCCCCCCCCCACCUCCUGCUGUGGCCGCCCGCAUUCCUCCCCUCCCACCUCGCAGAACUGUGGCGGGAGGGGGAGGAGGAAGCUAAGGCGCCUGCGCGGAGAGGCCGCUUUCCAUCCGGGUCCCUGUUCGUGCGGUGCAGCAGGUCGGUAGGCGGGAAAUGGCGACUGGCUGAAGGAGCUGGUUCUGUUGCUGCUGCGGGCUAAGCGGGAAAGACACCACACGUUGCGCAGUCGGAACCAUUGCCGGAGACCGAGGACACUUCUCUGUCGUCACAGUUAGUUUUACAUGUGGCACCCAUAAAAAAUGAGGCUGAGAACAAGGAAAACUUCUCAGCAAUCAAAUCAAAUCCAAACCCAACGCACUGCCAGAGCAAAGAGGAAAUACUCAGAGGUUGAUGAUAGCCUACCCUCAGGAGGAGAAAAACCACCCAAGAAUGAAACUGGCUUGUUGUCUUCAAUUAAAAAGUUCAUUAAAGGAAGCACACCCAAGGAAGAGAGAGAAAAUCCUUCGAAACGGAGUAGAAUUGAGCGGGAUGUAGAUAAUAAUUUGAUCACAUCAACUCCAAGAACAGGAGAAAAGCCUAACAAACAGAUAUCUCGAGUAAGACGGAAAAGUCAAGUAAAUGGAGAAGCUGGUAGUUACGAAAUGACAAAUCAACAUGUAAAGCAAAAUGGAAAAUUAGAAGAUAGUCCUUCUUCUGGCAGUCCUCCAAGGACUACAUUGUUGGGGACCAUAUUUUCUCCUGUCUUCAACUUUUUUUCACCAGCAAAUAAAAAUGGAACAUCAGGAUCAGAUUCCCCAGGACAGGCUGUGGAAGCGGAAGAGAUAGUAAAACAACUUGACAUGGAACAGGUGGAUGAGAUCACUACCAGCACUACUACAUCAACUAAUGGAGCAACUUACUCAAAUCAAGCAGUUCAAGUGAGGCCGUCGAUAAAUAAUGGUUUAGAAGAAGCAGAAGAAACUGUUCAUCGUGAUAUUCCACCCCUUACAGCACCAGUAACUCCAGAGAGUGGUUAUUCAUCAGCUCACGCAGAGGCCACCUAUGAAGAAGACUGGGAAGUAUUUGACCCUUAUUAUUUCAUCAAACAUGUUCCACCACUGACUGAAGAACAGCUUAAUAGGAAACCUGCUCUUCCAUUGAAAACAAGAAGCACACCAGAAUUCUCCCUAGUUUUAGACCUGGAUGAAACACUAGUGCACUGUAGUCUAAAUGAGUUAGAAGAUGCAGCACUUACUUUUCCAGUUCUUUUCCAAGACGUCAUUUACCAGGUUUACGUGAGGUUAAGACCAUUCUUCAGGGAAUUCUUGGAACGAAUGUCUCAGAUGUAUGAGAUCAUUCUUUUUACUGCUUCUAAGAAGGUGUAUGCAGACAAGUUACUGAACAUACUAGACCCUAAAAAGCAACUGGUCAGGCAUCGGCUUUUCCGUGAACAUUGUGUUUGUGUACAAGGAAACUAUAUAAAGGACUUAAAUAUCCUUGGAAGAGAUCUUUCAAAAACUAUAAUAAUUGACAACUCACCGCAAGCCUUUGCAUAUCAGCUUUCUAAUGGAAUCCCUAUAGAAAGCUGGUUUAUGGAUAAAAAUGACAAUGAACUUCUAAAAUUGAUUCCAUUUCUGGAGAAGCUUGUAGAACUGAAUGAAGAUGUCCGACCUCACAUCAGAGACAGAUUUCGCUUGCAUGAUUUGCUGCCCCCAGAUUAAGUACAGAGACUUGUCAAAUCACUGAAGGGGGAGAGAAUGCAGGACCCUUUUGGACUAAGACAAAAACAUUGCCAUUACUGUUGAAAUUUUGCAUUUUUGUACCCCGUCUUGCUUUUUCUUAUCUUUGGUGCCCAAUAAUAAUCAAGGGUUACAGAAAGAGACUUUAUCUAUAUCAGAUUGAAUACAUACAGUAGGUAGGCUAAAACAGAAGAGUCUUUAGAACUAGUGCAACUCCAGUGAAAUUUUUUUAUGUACAGGACAUCUGCAGUUUAUAAAGAAUUCUGUUUCUGCCACCAGCAGUUUGACCUGUAGUCACACAGGAUUUUAUGAUAAUAACAGAGAUGAAAAUGGACUUUUAUUUUCUCUCUGUUUGGUGCUCUAAGUGGGUUUGUAGCCACUUUUCUGUUACUUUAUGAUUCUCAUUUCAACAGGAAUGGCCAGUAAAAGUUGUUUUAUUUUUCCUGUUAAGGUUUAUAACCUUUUUACAUUGUUGACCUGUAUUAGAUUAGAAUUUCAUUAUGCAUUCCUUUUAGUUGAGGCGCUUCAUAGUUUUCUGGAAAUAGUCAAGUCAGUUUUUAGUUUUUUAUUAUACAUUUGAAUGGCCGUUUUCCUGCUUUGUCUGCCUGCACAUUGUAUAUUUGUUUAAAAAUAUUCUCUACUUUUAGUCCAUGUAAGUUUCAUUUAGAAAGACAUGCAUUUAUAUUUUGUUUCUGUAAUAUUCUACUGUCAGUGAAAUCUUUUCAGAAAUCAAGAGACUGGGUAGAAAAGAAUAUACAAAUGACUAAUAUUCAAAAGAUUUAAACCAUUGUGAUGGCGUGUAUUCCCAAAUGGUAAUAUCUUGGCAAUGGCACACAGAUUUAAUGGAUAAAGGUAUACCUCAGACUUCACUGUGUUCACCAAUCUUUGAGGAGAAUGAGUUUGGUCACCUGUUGGGCUUGAUUUAGUUACUGCUGCCUUUGGUUUUCUCCAGGAAUGAAGUAUUCAGCACAGUGACUCAGUAUUUUUAGUUCUUUUGCAUGGGCUGGUAGUACCUCUGUUAUGCUCUCGGUUACAAUCAGUUUUAAAAUUCUGUGUAACAGUCUUGGUACCUAACAGUAGCUAUGCAUAAUUCCUGUGGCACAGUACACUCCCAAGCCACCAGUGCAGUUAAUAUGCUCUCAUAGUGGUUUUCUAUGCUAUAUGAAAAUAGUCAUCAAGCCUUGGUUCUCUAAUGCAGCUACCACAAGAGGUUGAUAUUUUUAUAGUGGUGUGUAAUCUCCUUUUCGGGAGGCUUUUUAUGGAAGGUAGAAUUUGUAAAAGUUAGUAUGCUUUGCCUCUCAACUGCAUUGACAUGCCACAGGCUCAGACUGUUUUUAUGUAAAGGAUGUCAAAGAACGGCACUUUUUCUAAAGAGAAGUUUGAUAUUUUGUAUGCUUGUUAAGAAAGUACAGUAUUGGAAAUUAAAGGUGGACAACUGAUAAUUGAGGAGUAUGUCAAUUAAUUUUUUAUGUAUAUUACCUGUUUACUUGUACAACUUAUUGUACAAAUUACAUGCAGCUUCAUUUUCAAAUGAAUCCUUAAAAUAAGGAAAUCUUUUUAGGAAACAUUUAAUUUUUUGUAUUUUUGAUUUUAAAGGCAUGAGUUAUGUCAGUUUUCAGUGUAUUAAUGAAGAUUUUAACUUUUCAUCAGGUUAAGUGUUUUCUUACUAUAUUAUCUGUUGUGUAUGUAGUUAGCAUAUUGUGUCACUGAACUGUUUAAAAAUCUAGCAUGUAGAGCAAGCCUGUUUUGUGGAAAAUCCUUAUUCAUUAAAAAAUAAUCAUGGCAGAUUUUCUGCAAAAAAAAAAAGCAAAAGCAUUUGCAAUUCAGAAUACUGAUUUUUUUUUUUUAAUUUAAAGAAAGGUAUUUUGCUUGCAGGAAAAAGUACUACGGAUUCAUUUUAAUGAGAAUCUUUGAAAUGUAUUUAUCUUUAGGGCAUCUGGGCAUCUUUAUGCUGUUUGUCUUCUGUCUUUCUUGAAAUAAAAUGUACAUACGUUACCUUUACAUACGCUCUUGCUCAAAAUUGUGAACCUAGUUACAUUUCUCCUUGCUCCCUUCAUUUUUAUGCUCAAGCAGCAAAACCUAUACAAGAUCUGAACCUUCAGCAUGCAUCAUAAUUGCUGAAAGUUUUCCUUACUAAGUAAAUAUAGUCUCAAAGGGCUUUCCCAUAACUUGAAGGGAAUUAAAAGCACCUGUACCAUUGUGCCUGUGGGCACAGUUUUAUGUAAUAACUUAAAAAAAAAAAAAAAACUUUAAUCAUCUUUUAUUAUGGUAAGGUUGUUUUCAGUCCCGUGCUAGAGUUCCUUUAAGUCAACCGAAAAAAAUGAAUCAAGCAUAUAACAAAUUUCCAUAAAGAAAUUAAGGGAAUUUUAUAUGGCCUGAAAAAAUUUAUUGAGAGCAAAUUAAUAUAUAUAUAUUUUUUCAUUACUUUAUUUGGAUUUUAAAUUUGUUAAUACAAAAGUUAAAAUAAAUUAUAAAGAGACAAUUUAGCCAGCUUCCUUCUGCUUUAAUGUUUUAUCUUCCUAUUAUCCCUUCUUUGUAUGGUGGUAGAUGUUAAACACUUCCAUUUAGUUGACUGGAGGUGUGUAUUUUUUGAACUGAGAUGUGCCCAGUCCCUUCAGCUCAUACAGGAAACACAAAUUCAAAAAACUGACUAUAGUAAAUGCAGGAGAGAUGGAUACCUGAUGUGACCUACAUACACAUAACAGCUCUGAAGUACAUAUUAAAAUUGUGCUAUUUCCAGUGAUAAAAUGUCUGACUUUUAAAGCAUUCUUUUAAAUAUUUGUAUCAUUAUUAGAGAAGAUGUUUUAAAUAAGUUGCUUUUGAAUUCCAUGUAAUAUAUGUAGCCCUAAUCAGAUUUAUAUCACCAUAUUUCUCUUUGGGUCCUAUGAGGGGAAUUGGUGACAAUUCAUAACCAUAAAUUGUUUUAUAUUAGCUAGUAUGUAUAUUUAUUUACCUGAUGGCUUUAUCUGUUUCCCAAAAAUUUGUUUGGGAUUUGUUGAAAGCAUUGUGUAACUUCUAUAAAUGGCUAUUUUCUUGUAACUGUCAGUGAAAUGGAUGUGUACAUUGUUUUUUAUAUUUCUCUGUUUUUUUUUUUGUUGUUGUUGUUUAUUUUCUGAGGGUUAACCGAGUGGCUUUCUUAAGAAAUUAUUUGGCCAAUGCCUUUUUCAGCUAGAUAUCACUUCACUUUCAUUCAGCCUCCUAAAGAAGUUCAUUUCUCAGUGUUUUGUUCGGUCAACUUGCCUGAAAAAUAGAGACUUCAUCUCAUCAAUGAAGAAAGCAUUUCAUUAUUUCUACAAAUCUUUCCAGCGAGCACAGAAUUCUUCAUAAGGACCAGAUCUCUUCUACGUCUGUGUCAAUCACAUAAAGCUGAAAUGUAAAGGACACUGAAGCCUUUAUUUAAUUGUACUAAUAUGAUGGUGUUAUAUAAUACAUCAUUAGCUAGUUAAGGUUUCCUGAUCUGACUUCUGAGUUGUCUUCCUAGGUAUUUAUUUGUUAUACUUUUAAUCUUGUGUAUCUAAAUUAACUUAGAUAAUAGUUACCCACUGAAUAACUAUGCCAAGCAACUAGGAAAGAAUGUUUAUUUUAUUUCCCCUUAUAGGGGAAGAGUGGACUGGGAACAAAAAUGUAUGGGCCAAAAGGCCUUAGGUUGUCAUUCAUUCACUUUCUUAUUCCUCUCAUGAGCUAUAUAUGAGUAUAUUUUUUCAGUGCUGAUAUGCUUAUGUCAUUACUUUACAUGUCUUCCCCUGAGUUGAAAGCCUGCUAAUACAUUUAAAGUAAGAACCACAAAACUCAGUGUCUUAUAUUUAAAUGCUACUUAAAUUAUUAUUGAAAUCCAAGUCUCACUAACAGGGAUACAUUUUUAUAAAAUGUUUCUCUGUAUCUUGAAUUGCCCAGAGGCAAGAGGUCUGGGGGUAUAACAUGUUUUGAGAUCUUUUUAAAAAAGAUAUAAGAGCAAGUUUAUACUAGUUAGUUGAUGGGUUUGAUGUUAGUAUUUUAAGAUCUGUUCCCAAACCUGACUUGAUUAGGAUUACUCAAAGGAGCUUUUAAAACAAGAUUCCUGAGGCUUACCCCUGGGAAAUGAUGUCUAAAAUGGGGCCUGAGAGUUCUGUAUUGUUCUCCAGUGUUCUAAUAAUCAGGUUUGGAAAAGCUCUGUUCAAAUAACAUGACAGUGGUUUAAAAGUAGGCAACAAAAUAAAAGCUUACUAGACUUCU
Lepus europaeus (European hare) is the source of this 6203-nucleotide messenger RNA. RefSeq names its product CTD small phosphatase like 2 (gene CTDSPL2). The record is from RefSeq and is a predicted model, not a curated record. The coding region runs from base 573 to 1973 and encodes 466 amino acids. NCBI's taxonomy places the organism in Eukaryota, Metazoa, Chordata, Mammalia, Lagomorpha, Leporidae. The transcript has 13 exons. Gene Ontology annotation, molecular function: phosphoprotein phosphatase activity.